CGCUGUAAAAAACGGCACUCCCACUGUAGUUCUCAGUUGACACACUAACCAAUAAAAAAACCCCAAAUUUCCCACCGACUUGAUCAUCGCAAUUCAAUCAAAUCAGCCCCAAGCCUCCUCUCAUCUCCUCAAUCUGGAUCUCUAAAUGCGAAGUAGACUCGGAGAUGCAAUGGCGCCGGCGAAGAGAGGCGGCGCUCACAACCGGCACCACCAGCUGAAGCAACUGAGCGGCGGCGUCAAGCGGCUGUUCGGAAAGUUAUCGGUUGCGGUUAUCGUGCUUGUGAUCUGCACUCUCUCUUUGUUGUCAUCCACCAAGACUUAUAAACCGCCUGCUUCUCCUUCCAAGAUCAGCGUAAAGAACCUUUGGGGUACUGUUGCAUCUGACGGUUGGAGACCAUCAUCUGCACCACGAUCUGAUUGGCCUCCUCCUCCAAAUGAAAGCAAUGGCUAUCUGCGUGUUCGUUGCAACGGAGGUUUAAAUCAACAGCGUACUGCGAUCUGUAAUGCAGUUCUUGCUGCAAGAAUUAUGAAUGCUACACUUGUACUUCCUGAGUUGGAUGCAAACUCCUUUUGGCAUGAUGACAGUGGUUUCCAGGGUAUAUAUGAUGUCGAGCAUUUUGUCAAUUCGCUAAGGUAUGAUGUACGAAUUGUGGAGAGGAUUCCUGAAAUUCGAAAAAAUGGAAAGACAAAGAAGAUAAAGGCUUUUCAGAUUCGACCUCCUAGAGAUGCUCCUGUCAGUUGGUAUACAACAGAGGCUUUGCAGAGGAUGAAAGAACAUGGUGCUAUUUAUCUCACUCCUUUUUCACAUCGUCUCGCUGAAGAGAUUGACAUGCCAGAAUACCAGCGCUUAAGGUGCAGAGUUAACUACCAUGCCCUCAGAUUCAAGCCACAUAUUAUGAAGUUAAGUAACUCGAUAGUUAGCAAGCUUCGUACACAAGGCCACUUCAUGGCGAUCCAUCUUCGGUUCGAGAUGGAUAUGUUAUCAUUUGCUGGAUGCUUUGAUAUAUUCAACCCCGAAGAGCAAAUGAUAUUAAAGAAGUACCGGAAGGAAAACUUCAAAGACAAGGAUCUUAAAUAUAGUGAACGAAGGGCUAUUGGAAAAUGUCCGCUAACACCUGAAGAGGUUGGCCUAAUAUUACGUUCGAUGGGAUUUGAUAAUUCCACGAGGAUAUACCUUGCAGCUGGUGAGCUAUUUGGUGGCGAAAGAUUUAUGAAGCCUUUUAGAUCCAUGUUCCCACGCCUGGAGAACCACAAAACGGUUGAUACUUCUGGCGAGAUAAGUGAAAAUACACAGGGCUUAAUAGGCUCUGCUGUUGAUUACAUGGUCUGUCUUCUGUCUGACAUUUUCAUGCCAACAUAUGAUGGACCCAGCAACUUUGCUAAUAAUCUAAUGGGCCAUCGCCAAUACUAUGGUUUUCGCACCACACUCCAUCCUGAUAGGAAAGCCCUUGCUCCAAUAUUCAUUGAUCGAGAAAAUGGGAGAACAGCUGGUUUCGAAGAAGCUGUUAGACAUGCAAUGCUUAAGACAAACUUUGGUGGUCCUCAUAAACGUGUCUCUCCCGAGUCUUUCUAUACUAAUUCUUGGCCUGAAUGCUUUUGCCAGACAGCUGCAACAAAUCCUGCUCAUAAAUGUCCACCAGAAAAUAUAUUGCAGAUACUAGAAGAUCAGUUGGAGAAUGAAGGGACAACUAAUUCAGACACCGCUCAAUCUAAUUUGACGUCUGUCGAAGAAAAUUAGGAAAAUUCAUUACACAUUCAUGUUAAUUAGCUAGAUAGCUCUGUUUGUAAAGUAUGCUAACCAACAAGAGGGCAAGAAGGUUUCAUCAAGAGUGUCAGCCGUGGCUUACAUUUUUCAGAGACUUUGUGGGGGUUCAGGCAGAAGUAACUUGCAUUUCAGAUAGCAGCAGAACUUGAUGGAUAAUCUACAAGGAGUUCGAAAUUAUACUAUAUGAGGUUGAUGUACACUAAUAUUACAUAUUUUUUUUACGUUUGAUUAGUUUGAUGAUGAUGAUACAGCCAUAAUAUACAGUUUUCCGAUACCAGAGAAGAAAUUGUAGCUUGAUAUGUAAUGUACAGGUUUUUCGAUACCAGAGAAAGAAAUCAGUGUUCAAGUGGCUGAAGUUUUUUACUUUGAA
Messenger RNA from Daucus carota subsp. sativus, 2135 nucleotides. RefSeq names its product O-fucosyltransferase 1. NCBI's taxonomy places the organism in Eukaryota, Viridiplantae, Streptophyta, Magnoliopsida, Apiales, Apiaceae. The coding region runs from base 146 to 1738 and encodes 530 amino acids. Gene Ontology annotation, cellular component: trans-Golgi network; endosome; cytoplasm. The record is from RefSeq and is a predicted model, not a curated record. The transcript has 10 exons.